Molecule: messenger RNA, 2251 nt
Organism: Acomys russatus (golden spiny mouse)
Lineage: Eukaryota; Metazoa; Chordata; Mammalia; Rodentia; Muridae
Gene: Ces5a
Product: carboxylesterase 5A
Exons: 13
Coding region: 156-1886 (576 amino acids)
Source: RefSeq, a predicted model, not a curated record
UCUUGCCUUGAUGUUAUUCUUGAUUUCUUCUGCGCCCUGUGUUUUGCCUGUCAACACCUGUCUCCUUCACAGGAAGCACUGUCUGAUCCCCCACUGAAGUUCUGUGAGGCCAGGAGCAGCUGUGGAUAUCCAGACAGCUCAGGCAGACCAACGAGAUGAGUGGGGAUCAGGAACAGCCAGGACAGGCCCUAAUCUGGGUCAUCUGGAUCUUCGCAGCCAUCAUCAGGGGGUCUGUGACUGAAGAGCCACAUAGGUAUACCAGCCUGGGAUGGGUGCAGGGGAAGCAAGCUACCGUGCUGGGGAGACUCAACCCUGUGAAUGUGUUCCUUGGGAUCCCCUUUGCUGCACCCCCUCUCGGACCCCUGCGAUUUUCCAAUCCACAGCCUGCGAUCCCCUGGAAUGGUUUGCGAGAAGCCACUACCUAUCCGAAUUUGUGCUUUCAGAAUGCAGGAUGGCUCUUCACAUAUCAAAAAAUGCUCAAAGUGCAUUACCCUAAACUUGAAGUAUCAGAGGACUGCCUGUAUCUCAACAUUUAUGCACCAGCACAUGCCAAUGAUGGCUCCAGUCUCCCGGUCAUGGUAUGGGUACCAGGAGGUGGCUUUGAGACUGGCUCAGCCUCCAUCUUUGAUGGGUCUGCCCUGGCUGCUUAUGAAGAUGUGUUGAUUGUGACCAUCCAGUACCGUCUAGGAAUAUUUGGCUUCUUCACUACACAGGACCAGAAUGCCCCUGGGAACUGGGCCUUCCAUGACCAGCUGGCUGCCUUGCUGUGGGUCAAGGAGAACAUCAAGUUCUUCGGUGGAAAUCCUGACUCCGUAACCAUCUUUGGUGGUUCAGCAGGAGCCAUAAGCAUUUCUAGCCUUGUUCUAUCUCCUUUGAGCAAUGGCUUGUUCCACAGAGCCAUCAUGGAGAGUGGGGUGGCCAUCAUCCCCAGCCUGAAGAGCCUUGACUCUGAAGUGAGCCACGAUUUGCAGGUGGUUGCAGAUGUCUGUGGUUGCGAUGCAUCAGACUCUCAGGCUUUGCUGAAGUGCCUGAGAGAAAAGUCUUCCCUGGAGUUGCUGAUCCUUGGCCAGAAAACAAAGUCGUUCACUCGAGUGGUCGAUGGUUCUUUCUUUCCUCAAGAACCGCUAGAACUAUUGUCUCAAAAGGCAUUUAAGGCAGUUCCCUCUAUCAUUGGCGUCAAUAACCAGGAGUGUGGCUACAUACUGCCCAUGAGGGACAUCCCUGAGAUUCUCCUCGGCUCCAACCAGUCCGUUGCUCUCAACUUGAUACACGUUUUCCUGCAUAUCCCCACCCAGUAUUUGCAUGUUGUGGCUAAGGAGUACUUCCAAGACAGGCAUUCCUUGACUGACAUCCGAGACACUUUACUGGACUUGUUUGGAGAUGUAUUCUUUACGGUCCCUGCGCUGGUCACAGCUCGGUAUCACAGAGAUGCUGGUGGACCUGUGUAUUUUUAUGAGUUUCAGCACCGGCCCCAGUGCUUUGAAAACAUAAGGCCAGCCUUUGUGAAGGCUGACCACACAGAUGAAAUCCGCUUUGUCUUCGGCGGUCCUUUCCUGGAGGGUGACAUUGCCCUUUUUCCGGAAGCCACUGAAGAGGAGAAGUCUCUAAGCAAGAAGAUGAUGAAGUACUGGGCUAACUUUGCCAGGAGCGGAGAUCCUAAUGGGGAUGGCCUGCCUCUGUGGCCAGUCUAUGACCAGGAUGAGCAGUACCUGAUGCUGGAUUUGAACAUUAGCGUUGGACGGAGACUGAAGGACCAGAGAGUGGAGUUUUGGACAGAUACCCUCCCCCUGAUCAUGUCUGCUUCUGCAGCACUGCUCAGCCCCGCUUCCUCCUUAAUCCUCUUUUCUCUAUCUUUACCUUACCUUUUUUUCUCUGUUGCUCCUUAGAAGUAAUCAUUGUGUGGGUCUGAUUUCCCUCCUUCUUCUAAGUUUUUCUCCCUCAACCAUUAUCUUCAUUCCCAGGUUAGCUGCAUUCUGGGGGGAUUUCUGUGCACUAAUCUGCUUUAGCUGGAGUUUUAUGGGCUUAGGGAUGAACCUCAUGAAAUUCUUUUCAAUAUCAAAAAAUUCAAUUUGUCUUGGAAGGUAAUGAGGUUUUCUCAAUGACUGUAGAGAGGGCUGGGCCAUUACUUGUCACAUAAUAAUCCCAUUACUCAUAUGAAGUAAAAUUAGAAUGCAAAACAUAUGCAGAGAACGCAAUUUAAUUUGAGCUCACAAAUCCUCUCCCACCCCCAGCACUCACAAUACAGAUGUUG